UCUGUCCCGCGGUCCCUCGCUGCCGGCUCGGGGGAGUCCGAGGGAGAUGCCUGAGUGCGGCUGAGGGGCGCGCGGCGGCGGGACGUGGGAAGACAGCCUCGGCGGCCUCGCAGCGACACCCCCGUGGCUGACCAGCGGCAAGCGGCACGGUCUCCGGAGCUCUGCGUGCGGCGGGGGGGAUCCGAACACAGCAGAUGAUGCAGACCCCUGGGUGGUUCCUUCUCGCUGUUGCCCUGGUGCCCAUGAUGCUGCUCUGUAUGGGCACACUAUCACAGUCAUACAGAACAUCCCAUUUGGAGAGAGAGCCCGGGACAUCAGACCCCAGAAACAGCCCCCACCAGAGGGACCAACACAGAGACUCCAGACCCAGGUGUCGACGCUGCUGUGACCCAGAGGAGGAGUUUCCGCAAUACACAGAGCCUCAAACAGAGUAUCGGGUGAUACCUCAUAUAAACAUCACUAUCCUGAAAGGUGAGAAGGGAGACAAUGGCCAGCGUGGCCCAUACGGAAAAUUGGGAAAGACAGGGAACCCUGGGCCGAGAGGCUCCAAUGGGAUGAAGGGCACCAAGGGCAGCAUGGGGGCCCCAGGCGAUCCUUGUAAGACAUAUUACGCUGCAUUCUCAGUGGGCCGCAAGAAGGCCCUGCACAGCAACGAAUACUACCAGACGCUCAUUUUCGACACCGUGUUUGUCAACCUGUACAACCACUUCAACAUGUUCUCUGGCAAGUUCUACUGCUACGUGCCCGGCGUCUACUUCUUCAGUCUGAACGUGCACACGUGGAACCAGAAGGAGACUUACCUGCACGUGAUGAAGAACGAGCAGGAGAUGGCGAUACUGUACGCGCAGCCCAGCGACCGCAGCAUCAUGCAGAGCCAGAGUUUCAUGCUGGAGGUGGAGCAAAACGACGAGGUGUGGGUACGCCUCUUCAAGGGCGAGAGGGAGAACGCCGUCUUCAGCGACGACUUUGACACCUACAUCACCUUCAGCGGCUACCUGAUCAAGGCCAAGAGUGAGGGCUAGUCCUUUGCUUGCACAUUUAAUUCAUUUUCAAAAACAAUUAUAAUUGAAUAUUUUAUAACCUAUAUGAGUGAAAUAAGUUGCUUGGGGGAUUUUCCUAGUGUAUGGUAUGUAUAUGAAAGUGAAAAAGACGUGUUGAAUUAUAUCAGUUUGCUUAGAUAUGUUAACAAAGAAAUGCAAUAAAGUGAGAAAUAAUGUUGCCCCAAAAUAUAGAGUAGUUGCACUGGUCCAGAAGUGACAUUUUUUAAAGUCAGUAAAACUUGUAAUAAAUUAGAAGGGAAGAAAAAAUUGAAAACAAAUAUAUUUAAAACGAUCAGGGAAAGGAUAGAACAAAACGAAGUAGAGGAGUCACGCGACACCCCGACGAAUCAUCCUUUUAUAAGCGGAAGCAUCUCUCUGUUCUGCCUGUUAAAACAGAUUUCAUGACUGUCCUGAACCAUAUUGGAGUUGUGUUUUGCUCACAGUACAUUCUUACAGCACUUGUAAGAAUAGCGCCAUAGCGCUUUUGGACGAGUACAAUGAUUAUGAAAUUGAACAGUCUACGACCACAUACGUUUCUGUAUUAUUUUAUUCCUUGACAUAAGACUUGUUCCACUUUGCUUAGUUUUUGUACGUAGCAGAAACUCAUGAUUAUUUUUGGCACAUCAGAGCAGUGAAGGAAAGAGACCAAUGACUUGCACAAAAAGCGGGUACAGCUGUUAACCCCAUCCUGAACUGGACGCAUCUUAUUACAGUAGUUGCACGGUAGCGUGUAUGAAGAUGACAUACGCUGCUCCGCGUGAGGUGCGAAACGAGUGAUGCGCGCCUGUCCGGCCAUCACGUGCCGUCGAGGGCUCGUUCGCAAACUGCUACAUCCCAGCAAACAAUUCCACGCUCCGAAGCGCUCCGGCCUUCGCCGAGCGUAUAAAUCUCACUUCGCCGCAAACUUGGAUCGUGCUCCGUGACAUCUGGCAAUUAGGGUGCGUUAAUCACUUUCCACUCAGUGCUCAUUCAGAUGAGAAUUCUCAUUCCAUUUGCAGUUCGGCGUCCUUGCUUUAAGGGGUACCUUUCACGCUGACCUGCCAACUGACUUCCAUCUGUGCUUACUCGAAGAUGCACUGUGACAAACAUCAUUUUCGCGGCAUUAUGUCUGUACAGCAAGCGGCUACGGAACCAAAACUGAGACGCGAGCGCAAUGCAGGCAGGCGCAGUCUCGUUUGAG
This is a messenger RNA of Scleropages formosus (Asian bonytongue), 2220 nucleotides long. RefSeq names its product C1q and TNF related 1 (gene c1qtnf1). Gene Ontology annotation, molecular function: protein binding. Lineage: Eukaryota; Metazoa; Chordata; Actinopteri; Osteoglossiformes; Osteoglossidae. The record is from RefSeq and is a predicted model, not a curated record. Bases 195 to 1022 code for a protein of 275 amino acids. The transcript is spliced from 4 exons.